AGGUACACUGGACAUUAUUUCAUAACCACUCUGCUCUACUCCUUUUUCCUGGGUUGCUUUGGAGUGGAUCGAUUCUGUCUGGGCCACACCGGGACUGCCGUGGGGAAACUGCUGACUCUGGGAGGACUGGGGAUCUGGUGGUUUGUUGAUCUGAUUCUCCUCAUCACCGGCGGGCUGAGGCCCAGCGACGGCAGCAACUGGUGCACCGUGUACUGA
Messenger RNA from Eurypyga helias (sunbittern), 216 nucleotides. It is a transcript of the gene TM2D2, whose product is annotated as TM2 domain containing 2. The annotation marks the transcript as partial. The transcript has a single exon. The record is from RefSeq and is a predicted model, not a curated record. Lineage: Eukaryota; Metazoa; Chordata; Aves; Eurypygiformes; Eurypygidae.